CUCGCUACAUACGCCAUCCGCUUUCUCUCGAACAGCAUCCUGCUCACGACAUGGAGGACGACAUCUUUGCUGGAGUGGGCUACUAUAUCACUCUCACCCUGCCGACGGACACGCGCGACCAGCUCGCACAAGUGCUCGACGAAGGAGGCGCGGUGGCCGUCGCACUCGACGACCCGUCCCUAACGCACUUCAUCACGACGUCCCUCCCCGACCGCGACUCGCUGGAAGUCCUCCCCGACGGCAGCAAAGCACGUCUCGUCACGCCGACGUGGGUCGAGCGGUCGCGCAUCUUGGGUGGCAUCCAACCGCCCGAGUACUACACACCCGACCCUGCGCAUCUCUUCUCUGGAGUGACAGCCUCUGCGGUCGACCUCUCCCAAUCUGACCUCGAGCUUCUCUCGGCUGCGAUCACAGCCCUAGGCGGACAGUGGCGCGUGACCCUCACCCGCGACGUCACACACCUCUUCGCUCUCGCGCCUGGCAGCCAGAUGUACGAGACCGCGAUGCACUUCCGCGACAAGACCGGCAUGGUCGUCAUUCUUCCUCACUGGUUUGAUGAUUCGGUGAGAUUGGGCAUCAAGGGCCUCCCGACGGCCGAGUAUGAGUGGCCAGAGCCUGCGGUGCUCAAGCUCCACGCGGGCGAAGACGGGAAGGAUACGCUCAAGUCGCAUAGGAUACCGAAGGGGAAAAAGGCGUUCUUUGAAACGGCUGUCGCAGACGGCGCUGACCUACCUGCCAGACGCGCACGGUCUCGCAAUAUAUGGAAAGGCAUGAAGGUGCUGCUGAGUGCGUCGCUUGGGUUCAAUGAAAGGCAGCGGGCAGCGCACGAGGCGGAUAUCCGGCGUGAGGGCGGGAACGUCGCUCAGCUCGAACUGCUGGAGUCGGGGUCGUCUGCGGAGAUUGCGGAGGAGGAGGCGGAGAAGGUGGGCGAGGCGGAUGUUCUGGUGACAAAGUAUAGGUCGGGGCCGGCUUAUGUCAAGGCAUUCAAAACGAACAAGACCAUCGGCACCUUAUCCUGGCUAUGGUACUGUAGAGCUUCAGGCCACCUUUCUCGGCCGACCGAUCAGCUCUUGCACUACCCAAUACCCCGAAAACCCAUCGAAGGUUUCUCAUCUCAUAUCAUCACUAUCACUAACUACACUGGACGACACCGCGAUUAUCUCAAGAAGCUGAUCAUGACAAUGGGCGCGCAGUUCACGCCAAGCAUGUCGCCAAAGAACACGGUCGUCAUCGCGGCUUUCAUCUCAGGCACAAAGACCGAGAAAGCCCAGUCGUGGUCGAUUCCCGUCGUGAAUCACACUUGGCUUGAAGACUGUUUCGCCCAUUGGCGCGGGCUCACACCCGCACAGACGCGAUACAUCACGUUCCCGCCUGGCAUCGACUACAGUCAGACCCUCGCGGAGCCGCGUGCGGCCGGGAAGGUGACGUACGACCCGGUCGAGCUGGAGGCGCUCGCGGUUGAAGGCGUUGGUGAGGAGGCGGAGGGGCUGGCGGAGGGGCUGGAGGGCACGGCGAAUAGCGCGCGAGAAGCGAGGGAGGUGGAGGAGGCGGUGAUGAUGACAGACGAGGUGAUUGGGGAUGUGAGCAUGGGCGGGUACCUCGAGCAGGAGCUGAGGGUUGAGGAGCAGGAUGCAAUGGACGUCGAUGGGGAGCGACCGAAGGAGGAUGCGGUAUCGGCAAAGAAGAAGCGGGCCGCGGUCCGUGGCACUAAUGCACAGGAGGAAGAAAGACAGGUCGUUCCUGUGAAAGGUUUGGAAGCCGAAGACGAGAAGAUGGGGUCGCGGCAAGCGGUAUCGACGAGGCGUCAGGUCAAAUCGGCGAAUGCCAGACGUGUGUCCGAUGAUGAGCGACCGUCUGCGAUAGCAGCGCACCAGAAGAGCUCCACAGCCUCCAGGCGGAAGAGUGGGCCUGCGGCUCCAGCGGAAGAAGAGGACGAACAGGACGCAUCUGAGGUCAGGAAACCUUCAGUGCGCAGUCGGAUGAAGGUGAAAGGUGCUGCGAAGACCGAGAGUACAGGUCGGGAAAAGUCAUCCAAAGCUGCGCGGCAUGCCGAGGUUGAAGAAGAAGAUGAGGAUGAGGACGAACCCGACCUCGAACCGCCGAAGAGAUCCUCCAAGUCAGCUGCAGUAGCAAAGACCUCACGGACUGCUCCUGCUCUCACCUCCGAUGACGUCCUCGCCGAGUCGCCCCCCAAGUCGAAGCGUCGAGUCUCCGUCGUUGUGCCAACGGUGGCCGCGGUAUACUCGUCGCAGCCCUCGGCGCCUAAUUCACCGCGAAAGUCGACAGCGAGGGCAGGGUCCGAGCAUGCCGAGGCGCAAGAGGCACCGAAACAGUCGGCGAGAAAGGUUGUUCGCGAAUCGGCGUCUGCAGCCGCGACAAAGAGCCAAAGUGCGCGUGCGGGUAGGUCCAGCGCGCGGACGGCGCAGAAGGAUGGACAGGAUGACGCUCCUGCGGUGUCCAUCGGCAGUCCGAGCCUGCUAGAUACGAGCGCAGGCACCCGUAUGAGCUCGAGGCGAUCUGCGGCGACAAAGGCGAGCCAGCGGUUGAAGAAUGAGAUCAUGCCCGACGUUAUGAACUUCCAGAAGGAGAUGAAACGGGGCCACGUCAAGCCCGCAUGGGAAAGCGAGCAGACGUUAGAAGAAGGAAAGGGAAAGAGCAGGGGGAAGGAUGUAGAUGCUAGGAGCACGAAGGGAAAGAAGAGGGCUUCGUUUGCACAUGAAGAUGAACAGGAGGACGAUACUGGUCCAGAGAAGAAGAAAGUGCGGUUGAAUGCUGGCAGUCAAAGGCAGAAGGGGACAACGCAGCGGCGGACAUCGACGAAACAGGAGAAAGGAGGCGACGACUCGGACGUUAGCGAGGAUGACGGAGAAUUCACACGAUGGAAGCCGUUGAGUACAGGGAAGGAGGUCGCGCCUAGCCAUACAAGCAAUAAGCCUAUUUACAUUAUGACGACUCAGAUCGCCGUUUCGGACGAGGUCAUCAGGGCACUAACGAAGCUCGGAGCGAAGAUGACGACAAAGCCUGCCGAAUGCACGCACCUCGUCGUCAAGAGUCUCGUCCGCACGGAGAAGUUCCUGUGCGCGAUGGCGGUCGCACCUUACAUCCUGAACGAGAAAUGGUUGCUCGCAUCCGCGGCGCGCAAACGUUUGUUGCCGGAGAAAGAUUACUUGCUGGUUGACCCGGCCAGCGAAAGCAAGUAUGGCUUCAAGUUGUCCGACGCCUUGCUCCGGGCGAAGGAGAAUAACGGCAAACUAUUUGCGGGAAUGAGCUUCUAUGCCACGCCGAAGGUACCAGUCGAUACGAAGCUCUUGAAAAACGUCGUCAUGGCCAGUGGUGGGCAGCUUUUGACGCAGACACCCACCCUUCGAAUUUUGAACGGCCACGAUGAUCGGUACAUCAUCUCUACGCCGGCAGACAUCUCGAUAUGGCGCCCGCUAGCUGAGAACGGCUAUCCUAUCUACAGCCACGAGCUGAUCCUGAAUGCUGCCCUUCACCAAGAAAUCGACUGGGAAAGUCCGUCCAGCAGAGUAUCCAGCGAGAAGUAGUGUAAGAUCUAGUGUAGCUCAGCCUUGUACAUUUAUCGGAAUUUUCAAUCGACGUGCUCCAUCUGUUCAAGAAAGUAAUCUGGUGGAGUUAUAUUCAUGCAAAGCUGCGAAUGCCGGUGGAAUCCAUGCGGCAAUAAUCAUACGUGCAAGAUGCGGAAAGGACGGGUACUGGAACGGGCACAUGAAAGAAUCUGCGGAUAUGGUAUGCUACAUUAGUGACAUGUAGACUAUGUUAGGGUAUAAAACAGAGCAAUGUACUGUUGA
Molecule: messenger RNA, 3809 nt
Organism: Laetiporus sulphureus 93-53
Lineage: Eukaryota; Fungi; Basidiomycota; Agaricomycetes; Polyporales; Laetiporaceae
Exons: 8
Coding region: 51-3545 (1164 amino acids)
Biological process (GO): double-strand break repair; DNA double-strand break attachment to nuclear envelope
Cellular component (GO): nucleus; Cul8-RING ubiquitin ligase complex
Source: RefSeq, a predicted model, not a curated record